Rhipicephalus sanguineus (brown dog tick) is the source of this 1123-nucleotide messenger RNA. RefSeq lists its product as uncharacterized. Bases 90 to 971 code for a protein of 293 amino acids. Lineage: Eukaryota; Metazoa; Arthropoda; Arachnida; Ixodida; Ixodidae. The transcript is spliced from 3 exons. The record is from RefSeq and is a predicted model, not a curated record.
ACCGUAUGCGCCACGUAUAAAAGGAAGGAAUUGUACUGGCCUUUUUGAAUGACCUGAACGCGCAGCCGCUUACGGAUGCUAGUAGCACCAUGACGCCUUUCCUAACCCUUUUUGUGCUCUGCUUUGUCUUUGUCACAGAUGCGGCAUCGACAAAGACCGACGUUGCUGAAGCCCGCAGCUCGGACAGCGGGCGUACCUUCGGGGCCCUCUUGCCGCUGACAUUUACCCUGAUGCCCCUGCUCGCGCCGAUCAUCAGCAAGGGCGUGUUCAUGGUCCUGCUGUCGGGCGUCGCUUACCUCGCCCUGUUUGUCGGGUCGUUCUUCUUUCCCGCGCUCGGUGGCCUCAUAGGACUGGGACCCGCGGGCCUGCGUUCCUUCGGGGGCGAAUUCGACCCAAGCGAGAACAGUAUCGACCGUGUGACUCGCGUCGUCCGUCAGGCCAUUGAAACCACCGAGGAGACCAUUACAGGGGGGACGACUGAGUGCCGCCGACGGCUCGUAUGUGAACUGUCCAAGGCUGUCUCCGACGGUGUUCCCACCGUCGAAAUGUUUGACAGCUACUUCAGGAACCGAUCUGCGGGUGCUGAUUCUUUCGCCGAUGCCUGGGCAAGCGGCUGGCUCCAAAAAGACUGUGCCCACUUCUACAAGGACUGCGACCGCGCUUCAAUCGACAGCUUGUACGCCAUUAUUACAUUGUUGGGCGGCCCCGAUGGCUACUUCGGCUCCAUACUUAGCAGGUUCACCAACAGUACAGCGCCUCCAACCGAGGAGCCCACCACCGCCUCGUGGUUGGCCACAACGCUCGGGUCCGUGCGCAAGAGCACAACGUCGCCGCCGCCGCUUUAUCGGAGCACAGCGCAACCGUCGUGGACGACCGUCGUGCAGAGCCUCGUAACUCUUGCGGGAUCUGAAAAUUUCCAACGGUUUGUCUCGUCGCAAACGACGUCGGCUCCAGGAUCGACAAAGAGAUAGCCUGCUCACUUAAAAUGGCUGCCAUGUCCAUAGGUGCAAUCAACAAAUGCAAACUUACCCGGUGAAUGGAAACACUUCAAAGUGUACUCGGUGACUCAUCCAGUCUUUUUACCCAAUUUGUUACCAAUAAAGACCGCUUUUAUCUCCUGUGA